UGAUCCGGAGCGGCGGACUACUUUUCCCGGCGUGCCCGGCCAGCCGGCCGGCCGGCGCCUGGAAGAGGCGGGGCAGAGCGAGGCAGAGGAGCGUCGCGGGGAUGGCGGAGCUGCGAGUGUUCCCCUUGGCCUGCGCCGUGCAGAACUACUCUUGGGGCAAACUGGGCCAGGACAGUGAAGUGGCCAGCCUCCUGGCAAGCAGUGAUCCAAUGAUCCACAUCGAAGUGGGCAAGCCCUACGCGGAGCUCUGGAUGGGCACUCACCCCAAAGGAGACGCCGUGAUUCUAGAUAACCGCAUUCCCCAGAAGACCUUGCGGCAAUGGAUCGCGGACAACCCCGACUGCCUGGGCACCAAGGUCAAGGAGGUCUUCCAAGGCCAGCUGCCCUUCUUGUUCAAAGUGCUGUCUGUUAACUCAGCCUUGUCCAUCCAGGCUCACCCCACCAAGGAGCUGGCAGAGAAGCUUCAUGCCCAGUAUCCAGAGCACUACCCAGAUGCCAACCACAAGCCGGAGAUGGCCAUCGCCCUGACGCCCUUCGAGGGCAUGUGUGGCUUCCGGCCUGUUGAGGAGAUUGUGUCUUUUCUCCAGAACGUUCCUGAAUUCCGGGCCCUGAUUGGGAAUGUGGCGGCGGAGCAGCUGGAACGCAGCGUGGGCGAAGACCCCCGGGGUGUCUCUGCCGCACUGCGCAUCUGCUUCACCCGGAUGAUGAAGAGCGAGAAGAAGGUCUUUGUGGACCAGCUUAACAUGCUGGUGAAGCGGAUUUCUCAGGAAGCAGAUGCAGGGAAAGAUACUUCGGCCAGCUGUGGGGAGCUCCUCCUCCGCCUCCACUCCCAGUACCCCGGAGACAUUGGCUGCUUUGCCAUCUACUUCUUGAACCUGAUGAAGCUGCAGCCCGGGGAGUGCAUGUUCCUGGGUGCCAAUGAACCCCACGCCUACAUCUACGGAGAUUGCAUCGAGUGCAUGGCCUGCUCUGACAACACGGUGCGUGCUGGCCUGACGCCCAAGUUCAUUGACGUCCUCACGCUGUGCGAAAUGCUCAACUACACGCCGGCCCCUGGCAGCUCCAAGCUCUUGAGCCCCGUCCAGAGCCGCCUGGACCCUUGUGUCUACCUCUACGACCCACCUGUCCCAGACUUCUCUGUCAUGAGGAUAGAGAUUCCUUCCUCCAUCAAGCUGUACCUCAUUUCGGCCAUCGACUCAGCCAGCAUCCUGUUGGUGGUACAAGGAACUGCUGUCGGGACCUCCACUGCGGCCGCUUCAGAAAUGGCUGUCCGCCGUGGCUCUGUGCUCUUCAUCUCCGCCAACGAGAGUGUCUCCUUGCACCUGUCUGCACCUGAUGGGAUGCUGCUCUUCCGAGCCUGCUGUCUUGUAUAAUGUGGGGUGCUUGGCUCUUUCUUCUCUUGCUGAGACUCCAGUAGAAACGGCUGUGUGUCCUCUGCACAGCCAGUUACUCCCCUGACCCAUCAAACCACUGUGUCAAAAGCCCAAAGCAUUGGCGCUCACCCCUGUAUGGUGGGCCCUCGUUUCCCACACAGCUUGACUCUAUCCAGGGAGAACCCUCCUGCUCCUGUAACGGUUGCUGUAAAACAUGGGGCUGGGAAUUCUCCUGUAGACCUUGUCGUUUUUUAAAAAAACCUGCCAUCUCCACCUUGUGCUAGACCGUUCUGCUUUUGAGGGGUAGCGGUCUGCACACCCUGAACUUUAAAAAUGCUGUAAAACUUAGGAAACCA
This is a messenger RNA of Podarcis raffonei (Aeolian wall lizard), 1729 nucleotides long. RefSeq names its product mannose phosphate isomerase (gene MPI). Lineage: Eukaryota; Metazoa; Chordata; Lepidosauria; Squamata; Lacertidae. Bases 102 to 1373 code for a protein of 423 amino acids. Gene Ontology annotation, cellular component: cytosol. Gene Ontology annotation, biological process: carbohydrate metabolic process; GDP-mannose biosynthetic process. The transcript has 8 exons. Gene Ontology annotation, molecular function: zinc ion binding; mannose-6-phosphate isomerase activity. The record is from RefSeq and is a predicted model, not a curated record.